This is a messenger RNA of Sparassis crispa, 975 nucleotides long. RefSeq lists its product as hypothetical. The transcript has a single exon. The coding region runs from base 1 to 975 and encodes 324 amino acids. Lineage: Eukaryota; Fungi; Basidiomycota; Agaricomycetes; Polyporales; Sparassidaceae. The record is from RefSeq and is a predicted model, not a curated record.
AUGCAGUUGUUCCGGUACGCGGCCGAGCUGCCGUUGUGCCUACUGCUUUCCUCAUCUCUCCAGUCUCUCGAGCUCCGCAGUAACUCACAACCGCAUCUGUUGUUGCACUCCAUUGUUGAAAGCUCGCCUUACCUGCGGAAUUUGCAUCUACGGCUUCAGUGGACGGCCGCCACAUUCUCACUGCUUCCAAUAACCGGUCUCAUAUAUCUGCGCGACCUCUCAAUAUUUUUAGAUUAUGACAACACGGGUUUCGAUUGUACCAAGUUGCAGGCCAUGGCCGCGCUCAAAGAGCUCGAGACACUUUCCAUUCGAGGCAUGUUCAAAGGAGAGCCCAAAUCCUGUUGUAGCUUUGCCAAGCUGCGAGAACUCCGCAUCGACGUUUCUUUGUUUGGGAGUUGCAGGUCUAUCAAGUCAUAUCUGGGCGCAAUAUCUGCACCACAUCUACGGAAGCUUGCUAUAACCAUCUGUAGUGACCUUCAAGAUGUAGAGGGCGUUCAUGAUUGCAUGACUGCGAUCUAUGGACCGUCUCUGUGCGAGUUCCAGUUCAGUUCCUUUGGCGUCUUUCGGAAUAGCCCUUUCAUUGCACGGAUCCUCGCCCUCUUCGGCCCCUUGCUUCGCAUCCGAAAUGUGGUUCACGUCUGUCUUGAUUGCAAUGUACAACUGUCAUUCUCCGACGACGAUGCAAAGGCCAUGGCAACAGCCUGGCCCGGGCUGAAGAGGUUCCAUGUCGACACUCAAUUCAAAAGCACCGCUACCUUACCAUCUGCCCUGACGUUGGCUCACUUUGCGCGUGGGUGUCCAGUGCUGGAAGAUCUAGAACUCCAAUGCAUGCGUAUGGACAACAUCACUUCCCCGGAGAUGCUCCCCGUACAGAGCCACCCUCUGCGGAUGCUCAGCAUAGAGAACCUUCCUGGGGGGCAUUACAGGAUUUUGCAGGAGCGGUGCAGGUGCUGGACUCCAUGUUCCCCAGUCUAG